This is a messenger RNA of Colius striatus (speckled mousebird), 5299 nucleotides long. RefSeq names its product PPARG related coactivator 1 (gene PPRC1). Gene Ontology annotation, molecular function: RNA binding; transcription factor binding. Lineage: Eukaryota; Metazoa; Chordata; Aves; Coliiformes; Coliidae. Gene Ontology annotation, cellular component: nucleus. Gene Ontology annotation, biological process: positive regulation of transcription by RNA polymerase II. The record is from RefSeq and is a predicted model, not a curated record.
AUGUCUGCCCUGCACUCGCACCGGGAGCUGGGGAAAGAGUCAUCAGAGCUGACAGCACAUGGCCGCCCGGCCCUCCCCCGCACCCCGCGGCCGGGCAUCGGCGCGGGCCGACGUCCGCCGCCGCGCGAGCGCCCGGCGAGCGAAGGGUGCGCUCCCGGCCUGCCCCGCGCGGGAUGGGGCGGGGCGUCGCGGGGGCCGCCGGGAGCUGUAGUGCCGGGGGGGCUGCGGUCACGUGCCGCGCCGGGCGGAGGCGCCAAGAUGGCGGCGCUGCGGGGCGGAGUGGUGCCCGCCGCGGCCGGGACCGGGAUCGGCAUCGGCGGCGUCGCCGCCGCCGGGGCUGCUCCGCGCGGGCUGGCGGGCGGCGGGGCUCCGCGCGAGCCGCCCUUCCACGCCGGCAGCCCCCUGCAGUGCUUUUCCCUCGAGGAGGAUGACCUGAGCUUAACGUCGCUGGAUGCAGAAACCAUCCUGGCCGAAGAGAUCCUGGGGACGAUGCAGAACUAUUUCGACUCCUCUGUGAUCUCCAUCAUCGAGGACCUCUCUCUGAGCGAGCAGAGCAAGGCCUGCCUGGAUGCGCAGAAUGAGCUGUCCCUGCUGACUGCCAUCACCGAGAUCCUGGACAGCACGGACGAUGAGACCCUGUCUCCCUUCGACACCAUCAUGGAUGCAGAGCUGCUGACCUCAACUCGGGAGCGGGAGAACCCAUCUUUGCAGAAGUUUCUGGGCUUGUCUCGCCCAUCGCUGGAAUGUGAAAGUCCUGCCUUGGAGCAGCCCAAGGCUCUCAAACCCCUUGGCAGCAGCAUCUCUGUGGCUGGGAAGACCGACACAGACCUGGCUUGGGACCGUGCUGCUCACGGCCUCGAGGACCUGGCGCUGCCCAAGAAGCAAGUCUGCAGCACCCCGAGGGUGGAGAGGAAAGUGGGCUGGCACUGGGCCCGAGAGCAGCCCCUGCCGCAGCGCAGCGAUGGGGAGGAAGAGGAGGAGGAGGUCGCCUUGAGCCCGGAGCUAGACAACAGCAUGGAGGCUGAGGAGUUCUGUGUUAGCGAGGCUGGGGCGGCGCUGGAUGAGCGUGAAGACCCCUGUAUCAUCAACACGGGUGACGUGUCCCUGAGCGAGCUGGUCAAGUCCAUGCACCCGUACUGCCUGCCCACCUUCACCGUGUGCCUCGACCCCGAGACCGAGCCUGUGGCCAAGGAGCUCCUGAGUGGCCCAGUCCUGCUGGAAAUUGUGCCUGGUGAGGGGGAGAGUGUGGAGAUCCCCGUGGUCCUGCAGCCCUUGGCUCCCAGCUUCCCUGACCUGGAGCCCCAGCUCCUGGCAGCAGAGGAGGGUACUGGAAAGUCAGUCCCAGAGGAUCAAGAGGAGCUGCUGGGAGCUCCAGCCCAAGAAAAGAGGAUGGAGGAGGAGGAGAAGGAAGAGAAACCGCUCGGGGAGGGAAGAGAAAGUGCCCAGGAGAGCACAUCCCCAUCGGAGAGAGCAGUGCCCAGAGCCUGCAGCUCCCGGCACAGCGCGGAGGCCGCAGUGAGCAGCAAGUGCCAGGGCUCUGAGAAGGGCCGUGGCCGUGAGAGAGCGAGGAAGAGCCGCAAAAAGAAAGCAGGGGAGGACCAAAGCGAGCAGGCCAGGCCGGGCAGGGACUGCGUGGCGCACCGGCUCCGCUCGGCCGUGCCGGGGCAGCCCCCGGCGCAGCCGCUGCCCGGCCGGCGACGCGCGGCCUGUCCCUCCGUACAGGUCUCGGACUUCCUGGCGCGGCAGCUGGAGCGAGCCCGGAAGGAGGGGCAGAUGGAGCUGCAGGCCGAGCGGGCAGCGCAGCCCCGGGGCAGGCCCCGCAGCACGGCGGGGGCCUCCCUGCCCCAGAGAGCGCAGAAGGAGCCGGUGCCAGAAACGGUGAGCGUGGACCUCCCGGAGAAGGCUGAGCCUGCGGAGCCUCUGCAGAAGAUCGCACCGAGCACGGAGGAGCAGCCAGCAGCUGCUUGUCCCAGCCCAGCAGACCAGGCUGAGGAUGGGGCAGAUGCAGAGGCGCCUGUCGGACAGGGCAGUCGGGUCCCGGAGGCUGCCUCUCCGCUCCCAGAGCCAAGUGUGGGGCCAGAUCCCCCCCAGAGCCUGCCGGCAGCGGAGCCGAGUGAGGGUCUGCCCAGGGAAGCCAAGCCCAAGGCCCUGAGCCUGCGGGAAUACCGCAUCCGCAUGCUGCACCGCCAGCCCAGCCCAGGCGCCAGGAGGGACAGCGACAAGCAAGUGGCCGGCAAGUGGCCCAGCGUCCCCGAGCCUCCGACGGAGCUGGCCGAGAUCCCUUGCCUGGUGUCACCCCUGCGCCCUGCCACCGAGGCAGCCAGCACUCAGAAGAGCCCGGAGAAACCCACCAGCCCUGCUGCUGUCCCUUCUCCUGCUGGCAAAGCUCCUGCCACUGUGGCCACGGCUCCGGCACCUGCCACGGCUCCAGCACCCACCACGGCUCCAGCACCGCCAUCAACACCAAUGCCUUUUGUUGCACCAAACGUGCCCCCAGCUGCUGGGGUGGCCCCCCCCGGGAUGCUGCCAGCCUCUGCCGGUGCUUAUGCCCUUUACCCACCAGUGCCUUCCUGGCCCUGCUUUGGCCCACAGCCCAUGGGCUGCCACAGUUUGCCCGCGCCGCCAGCCAUGGUGCCUGGCCUCCCACCCCCAGCCAUGGCCUGGCCCCCACCAGCUGUGCCGCCCCCACCUCCGUUUGGCCCCGCUGGCCCCUAUGCCCCCGUCGGGUGGGCACCACCACCUUACUGGCCUGGCAUCCCCAUGCCCCCUCCGGUGCCUCCCCUGGCAUACGGGGACCCCGGGGCGGCCAUCCUGCACGGGCAGCCUCCUGCCACCCCUGCCCUCAGCUGCCCUGAGCCACCGGCCUUCCCUGCCCAGCCACUCACUGCCCCGGCCACUGAGAUGGGGGCUGCAGGUGGCCCAGCCAGGCCCGUGGCCAGCAGGGUGUCAGACCCCAGGAGGCAGGCACGGCUGGCGGAGGAGAGCUCUCUCCCCAAGGCCCCUCCGGUGCCAGCCCCUGCAGCUGCCCCACCAAGCAGAGUCACUCCUGCAGCACCAGCCCAGCACACAGCGGCCCUCACGGCUGCCACCACCCAGCCUCUGGAGGAGCCGCAGGCUACAACCCUUCCCCAGCUCCCAAAGGCCCCCCCAGCUGCCCUCCGUUGCCCCACUGAGGUGUCUUCUGCUGCUGGGCCUGUUGGGGAGUCCUCUAGCACCCAGCCCACAAAGGAGGCUGCAGGGCCAGGCAGGGGUACAGAGGAGAAAGCCACACUGGAGACCGAGGUAGCCGCUGGGCGGGAGCCACCCAGCCAGAAAUGCAGCUCCCCAGCUGCAGCAGCAGCCCCGAAGACAGACAGAGAGAGCAGCAUGCCCAGCAAGGCACCCGCCGCACGGCCUGGCAGGCACCAGCCGCUGCAGGCCCCGGCGCAGCCCAGCGACCGCAGCAAGGACAUCGUGCAGGCCUUCAUCAGCGAGAUCGGGAUUGAAGCCACCGACCUGUCCAGCCUGCUGGAGCAGUUUGAGAAGUCUGAAGCCAAGAAGGAGGAGGCUCCUGUGCAGCCCCCUGAGGACAAGCGGCCGGCAGGGAGCUCUGCGCCUGAGACCCAGCAGGACAGGAAGCCUCCGGACAGCCUGCAGGCCUCUGAGCUGGCCAACGUGGCAGGCCUGACCCCGCCAGCGACGCCUCCCCACCAGCUCUGGAAGCCGUUGCCUGCCGUCUCGCUGCUGGCCAAGGCCCAGUCGCCCGGGUCCGCGCCCCAGGAAGGGCCUCAGAAGACAGCCAAGCAGACAAAAGCCAAGCCGCUGCCCCCCGGCAAGCCCCAGGGGAAGGGUCCGGUGCCGGCACCCGCCGCCUCGGCCCCCAGCCAUGUCUGCUCGGGAGACCACGACUACUGCAUCCCGGGCACGGCGCGGGCGGAGAGCGGCGGCAGCCCCGGCACGCAGCCCCCCGCCCCGGGCGGCUCCCGCUGGAACGUCAAACACCACUGGGACAUCACCAUCAAACCCAUCUCCUCCUUAACCAAACGGACGCUGGACCAGCCCCAGCCCACCCCGCCGGCCCCCGGCGCGGGGCCCAGCCAGGAGCCCCCGGGCCCGGCCUGCCCAGCCCCCCUGGAUUAUCGGACUAGCAUCCCUGUCCCGGCGGCCGCCGGCUGCAGCAGCCCCCCCACCUCGGUGCUCCUGUCUCCAGCUGCGUCUCCCUGCCGGGACCAGGAGAUGCGGACUCCCAGUGCCCAGCCCGGCCGUGCUGCCGACAAGAGGUCGCUGCGCUGCUACCGCAGAGCCCGGGACUCGCCCAGCCCCUCUGCCAGCAGCUGGAGGGCCGGCCGGAGCCGGGCCAGCCGCUCCUUCAGCUCCAGUUCGGAUGGAGCUAGCGACUCCUCAUCUUCCUCUUCAUCCUCGUCCUCCCGCUCCCGCUCCCGCUCGUUCUCCCCACCACACAAGCGGUGGCGAAGGUACCGCUCAAGAUGUUCCAACAGCUCCUCCUCCCGCUCCAGCUGUGGGUCAUGUGGCAGGUCCCGGGACAGAUCCUCAUCCUCAGCAUCCUCCUACUCGUCCAGGUCCACGUCCCGCAGCCAGUCCCACUCCCCCUCGCCACACAGGAGGAGUAACAGGCGGAGAAGAUACAGUUACGACGCACAGGACCACUACCAAAGGCAGAGGAUCCUCCAGAAGGAACGUGCAAUAGAGGAGCGCCGGGUCGUGUUCAUUGGCAAGAUCCCCAGCAGGAUGACGCGCUCGGAGCUGCGGCACCGCUUCUCUGUCUUUGGGGACAUCGAGGAGUGCACCCUGCACUUCCGCUCCGAGGGGGACAACUAUGGCUUUGUCACCUACCGCUACGCCGAGGAGGCCUUUGCUGCCAUCGAGAGCGGGCACAAGCUGCGGCGCCCGGAUGAACAGCCCUUUGACCUGUGCUUCGGCGGCCGCCGGCAGUUCUGCCGCAGGAACUACGCCGACUUGGACUCCAACCGGGAGGAUUUCGACCCGGCCCCUGUCAAGAGCAAGUUCGACUCGCUGGACUUCGACACGCUGCUGCGGCAGGCCCAGCGCAGCCUGCGCAGGUAGCGGCGGGCACGGUGCUGCCCCCCUUUUAUACUCAGAUACAAAAGACAAAAAAGUAUGGAGGGAGAGAGAGAGAGAGAGAGAGAUGGGGUUUUUAAGAAAAAGAAAAAGGAAAAAAAGAUUUGUUUUAUAACCAGUAUUUAAGGAGGACGAGCCGUUUGCCUCGGAGCACAGGGGCCCAGGCGAGUGGCAGCCCCAGGCUCGCCCCCGCCGGGUAAUAAAUGUGGAUGCCCAAACA